AUGGAGCAAGAAAAAAAAACAGAUGCCUCGAUAGGGGAUAAAGAAAAAGGCAAAGAUGCUGAAGAAGAGGAAACUCAAAGGGCAGAACUGACAAGCUCAGAGUUGGCCCUUUUUGAAGAUGCAGAGGCAGAGCACUCCAUUGCAGUUCCAGUACUUGCGAAGCAGUCAGAGCAAUCUGCAUCAGAGCCUGUGGAAAAAGAGAUAACUGUUGGGGUUCUGACUGUAGCAAUUAGUCCCCUCAAUUCACUAGCCACGGUCUCAUUCGCUGAUCCAGAACUGGCAAAAUUUGAAGCCAUGGAUCUAGAUGCUCAGUUGGACAGGCUAGAUAAGCUCAGCUCUACUCAUGGCAAGGCUAAGUCCAAAGUAGUGGAUGAGGCAGUGGACAGAGUAAAAAUAUGGCAGUCAACCAAGCUGGACUUGGAUGAGAAUAGAGAAGCUGUUGACCAGCUGAUGAAGGAUCUGGACCUGCUGCAUAGGGAGAACAUGGCUCCCAGACCUAUCCUUGAGCUCAACUUAGGCCUUGCAAGAGAUGUGCUCAAUCUCCACACUCGCUAUGAAGAUCUUAAGCCCUCCUUCAAUGCCUCUGAAUUUUGCAAGGUUACUCAUGAAGCCAACUUGGGCAAUUAUGCAAAACAUAAGGCAGAACUAGACUAG
Molecule: messenger RNA, 654 nt
Organism: Prunus armeniaca (apricot)
Lineage: Eukaryota; Viridiplantae; Streptophyta; Magnoliopsida; Rosales; Rosaceae
Source: the annotation of a GenBank genome assembly